UAAACCCAGUCUCACCUUUUACAAUGAAGUAUCCUACUUAUUACUUACGAAAAACUAAAAAGCCACUGAGAUUGACAAAUGCUCUUGGCGAUAUCAACUUCAAAAACGAAGAAUCAAUCACAAUUGACAAAGUGAGAAAAAAUGGAGAAACGACGAGCUUAUGUGCUGCUAUUACAAUGGCGUGCUUCUUCAAGCUCUCUCUCGAAUCAUCGCUCUUCACUUCCCACCUCAUCUAUCACUUCUCGCUUCUCCAACUCAGGGUCUAUGAUUAAUUGUGCCAAAAGAUUUAUGUCAUUAUGCUCAUACACUGAACAGCAGAGGCAGAAUAUUCAGCCAUCACAUGGUCUCCUGAUAGAUUCUAGAGUGCUUCAUCAGGCCAUCAGUACUCCGAGAAGCUCAACUCUUCAGUUAAGAUUCUAUGGAUCCGCACCAAUUGAGAGGAGCUCGACAUUCUCAGAAAUAAAUUCCAAGGAUAUCAGUUAUUUUAAGAGCAUAUUAGGGGAGCACAAUGUAAUACUGGACCCAGAUAGACUUGAGCCUGCCAACUGGGACUGGAUGCAUAAGUACAAAGGCUCAAGCAAGCUGAUGCUAAUCCCUAGGAACACUGAAGAGGUGUCUCAUAUAAUGAGUUACUGUAACUCUAGACGUUUGGCUAUUGUCCCUCAAGGGGGUAACACUGGUCUUGUUGGUGGAAGUGUGCCUGUCUUUGAUGAGAUUAUUGUCAACAUGAGCUCGAUGAACAGGAUCAUAUCUUUUGAUAAGGUCAGUGGUAUAUUGGUAUGUGAAGCAGGGUGCAUAUUGGAGAAUCUGGAAUCUUUUCUGGACAGUGAAGGAUUUGUGAUGCCUCUUGAUUUGGGAGCAAAAGGAAGCUGUCAGAUAGGUGGAAAUGUUUCAACCAAUGCUGGUGGUUUACGCUUGGUUCGUUAUGGGUCGCUGCAUGGAACUGUGUUAGGCCUUGAAGCAGUAUUAGCCAAUGGUACUGUGAUGGACAUGCUGGGAACGUUACGUAAAGAUAACACUGGGUACGACUUGAAGCAUUUAUUUAUAGGAAGUGAAGGGUCGCUUGGUAUUGUAACUAAAGUUUCCAUUCUUACUCCUCCGAAGCUGUCUGCUACCAACCUUGCUUUUUUGGCAUGUAAUGACUAUCUCAGCUGUCAGAAACUUCUAUUUGAAGCCAGAAGGAAACUUGGGGAGGUAUUAUCAGCUUUUGAGUUUCUGGAUAGUCAUGCAAUGGAUGUGGUUUUGAAUAAUUUAGAUGGUGUUAGAAACCCACUGCCUCCUGUAAUGCACAACUUCUAUGUUCUGAUUGAGACAACAGGGAGUGAUGAAUCCUAUGAUAGAGAGAAGCUUGAGAUGUUCUUGUUUCGGUUGAUGGAAAGUGGUUUGAUAUUAGAUGGUGUGGUUGCGCAAGACAUUAGUCAAGUAUCUUCAUUUUGGCGUAUCCGCGAGGGUAUACCAGAAGCGUUGAUGAAGUCGGGGGCUGUAUACAAGUACGAUUUAUCGUUACCUUUGGAGAAAAUGUAUGAUCUUGUUGACGAAAUGCGAACACGCCUUGGUCACCCUGCCAAAGUUGUGGGGUAUGGCCACCUGGGAGAUGGAAACUUGCACCUUAAUAUAACAUCUCCUCAGUAUGAUGACGCUAUUUUAGCACAAAUCGAGCCCUUUGUCUAUGAGUGGACUUCUAAGCAUCGUGGGAGUAUCAGUGCUGAGCAUGGGGUUGGACUGAUGAAAGCAAAUAAGAUCUACUACAGCAAGUCGCCUGAAGUGGUGCAAUUGAUGGGCUCCCUUAAGAAAUUGAUGGAUCCAAAUGGCAUACUAAACCCAUAUAAAGUUCUUCCACAUCAUCUUAGUGUUAACCACUGAGACGAUGCAGGAUGAGAACGAAUACUUUCUCCGAUGAUCAAGAAAGAGCAGGAUCUUAAGUAUACAGAACGUCAGAACCAACAGAAGAUAGAAAAAUGAUAUCAAUAAGAAACAGAAAUUGACAUUUGAAAGUUGUAAUAUAUCACCAGAACUAAAAGAAGCUAUAUCUCCGAUGGAAUUUGUCUGGAAAUUGGACUUCCACCUGGAAUGAAAUGAUACCAUAUUCUUCAUGCACUACUGUAUGUGUAAUGUUCAAUUAAUGUAUCAAAACUUUGCAUCCUAGAAUAUUCCACAACACUUACCAUGGUAUAUAAUACGAUUAUAUGCAUUAUUCGAA
Beta vulgaris subsp. vulgaris (sugar beet) is the source of this 2200-nucleotide messenger RNA. Its product is annotated as D-2-hydroxyglutarate dehydrogenase, mitochondrial. The record is from RefSeq and is a predicted model, not a curated record. Bases 142 to 1863 code for a protein of 573 amino acids. Lineage: Eukaryota; Viridiplantae; Streptophyta; Magnoliopsida; Caryophyllales; Amaranthaceae. Gene Ontology annotation, cellular component: mitochondrion. The transcript has 16 exons. Gene Ontology annotation, molecular function: FAD binding; catalytic activity.